AGCGUAUUGGAUUGACUAGUAAUCAAGAAUGAGAGUUUAAUGGCCUCAAGGCCAGAAAAAUAAUUCCAAAAUAAAGAAUAAAAUAGAGCCCACCAAAAACUGGAACAACCGGACGCCAACUGCGACCUAGGUGGAGUUGGAUUCAUAUCCUUUGAGCUUAGAUCUUCUCUCUCUUUAUUGCUGCUAGAGAAAGAAAGCAAGGAGAGAAGGGAUGACUUCAUAUCUGCGGCAGAAGUGGCAGUCUUUCCAGAUUGGGACGUCAGAGUCUGAGGAUGUACAAGAAGAAGCCCUCAACUCGGAGAACACAGAAGAGAUUGAGCGUAGUAAAAUUGGGAUUAUGAGGGCUGUUGUCCAAGCACAAGAUCCCUCUGCUAAGGACAUUGAUGAUUUGAUGAUCCGCAGAUUUCUCCGAGCUCGUGAUUUAGAUGUUGAAAAGGCGUCGGCUAUGUUACUGAAGUAUCUGAAAUGGAGGAAAGAAUUUGUUCCAAAUGGUUUCAUAUCGCCAGCUGAAAUUCCAAAUGAUCUUGCCCAUAAUAAGUUAUUUAUGCAAGGAUACGAUAAGAGUGGGCGGCCUAUUGUAGUUGUCUUUGCUGCCAAGCAUAAGCCCACCAAUGUGGAAGAGUUUAAACGUUAUGUUACUUUCAGCCUUGACAAAAUUUGUGCAAGAAUGCCUAGCGGACAGGAGAAGUUCACUGCUAUUGCAGACCUACAAGGAUGGGGUUAUGCCAACAGCGACAUUCGAGGAUAUCUGGCAUCUCUAUCAAUACUGCAAGACUGCUACCCAGAGAGGCUGGGGAAGCUGUUCAUUAUCCACGUGCCUUACAUAUUCAUGACUGCAUGGAAGAUGGUUUACCCGUUUAUUGACAAAAACACAAAGAAAAAGAUUAUUUUCGUAGAGGACAAAAAGUUACAAUCAACCCUGCUGCAAGAUAUUGAUGAGAGCCAACUUCCAGAGACAUUUGGAGGAAAAACAAAGCUAGUUCCAAUUCAAGAGUGCUGAUAUGGAUGAGUAAACGAGGCUAAUUCCAAGGAUUCGUUUUAGUAACUCGAUAUGCAUCUGAUGAUGAUCGUAUCAAAAUAUAAUACAAUACCCAUUAGUCUACUAUCCAUCUUGUUUCCGGAUACGCAAGACGUCAACAGAGAUAUGUUGUAAUUUGUUUUUAUGUGCAUUUAUACGAAUACGUCCAAGUUUCACACCGUGACUGCUCCAGAGCUGCAAAAUGUUUUCAGCAACUCCAGAUAACUGCUUGUUA
Molecule: messenger RNA, 1253 nt
Organism: Sesamum indicum (sesame)
Lineage: Eukaryota; Viridiplantae; Streptophyta; Magnoliopsida; Lamiales; Pedaliaceae
Source: RefSeq, a predicted model, not a curated record